Molecule: messenger RNA, 1560 nt
Organism: Nannizzia gypsea CBS 118893
Lineage: Eukaryota; Fungi; Ascomycota; Eurotiomycetes; Onygenales; Arthrodermataceae
Product: beta-lactamase
Exons: 1
Coding region: 1-1560 (519 amino acids)
Source: RefSeq, a predicted model, not a curated record
AUGGCCACCAAGUCAAAUUUAUUCUCUCGCCUGGAUGAGCUACUUGCAACGCAAGCGUCUUCAACGGCGUCCCUGCACAGUCCGUCAUCGCUGUGUGCCGAGCUCGGGGCCCCAUCUGUCUCGCUUGCUGUACUGGAUGAGGGCGAGAUACGCACACACUGCAUCUCAAGUGUGUCUGACGACGUGUCUACACGGUUUCAGGCAUGCUCCAUCUCCAAGGCGGUCACAUCAUUGGGCGUGUUUAAGUUGAUUGAGCUCAGAAAGCUGUCACUCCACGGCUUGAUAUCCGAUUACCUUCCUGUAUCCAUUGUCGACAAACUUGAGCCGAACCAUGUAUCUGGCUUCGCCCAGCAUAUUACCAUCGCCCAUCUGCUGAGCCACACGUCGGGACUUCAGGACAGCGGAGUGUACGGGUAUCCUGGGUAUGAGGUUAGCCAACAUGGUAGAACGGAGUUCCCAACGCUAGAAACAAUCAUUGCGGGUGAAGCUCCCUGUAACACCCUCCCCAUAAAGCUCAAGGAUUAUCCGGGCCAUCGGUUCAACUAUUCCGGGGGUGGGACAAUGCUGCUGCAGAUGAUCAUGGAGCAAGUUGCUGGGAAAUCUUUCCCAGCCGUCAUGCAAGAAUAUGUUUUUGAGCCGCUGGGUAUGACUGGCUCUACAUUUGACUCACGGGCUACCGACAACACCCAGACUGUAGGGCAGCAUGAAGCUCGUUAUGCCCGAGCCUAUUAUUCAGGGUAUACCCCGUGUGAAGUACCGUAUCGCCUUGGCCCAGAGCUGGCAGCGGCCUGGCUAUGGAGCACCCCACAGGACUUGCUGAAGAUUGGUCGUGCAGUCCUUGACUCGCUCCAUGGUAAAACCAAUGCGUUUUUGACGAAAAGUACCGCACGAACGAUGCUGACUGAAGUUCAACCCGGUAUGGCACAUUCGUGGUUUGUGAACAAAGAAACUCCGUACCUGGCCUUCAGACACGAGGGUAAAAACAUGCCGGGUUGGAGAUGCAACGUGGUCUGCUUCACGAACGACCCGGAGGCCACCGACUCCAACACCAGCGCCUCAGUUCUCCAAGAGGAGAAGUGUGCAGUUCCGAAGGACGGAUGUGGAAUUGCGGUAAUGACAAACUCCGCACAAGGCGCCGCAGUUUAUGAUAAGAUCCUGGCUGCAAUUUGCUAUAUCCAAGGUUGGCCGGCCGCCCCUAGAAAUUGGACAGACACUGCCAUGGUUAUCCCCUUCGCAGACACACAGGCGAAGGUGGACACCAAGUGGGUGUUAUGGCAGGGACAAUGGGAAGGCGGAUGGCAGAUGAUGGCGGGCCAGGAUGGAGAUACCGGGCCCUAUGUCAGCUUUAGGGGGAUGCCAGCGUCAAGGCUAUAUAUGGCAGCGCGGCCAAGAAGCAUGGCAGAGCUGAGAAACACAGACAAGGCCAGCCUAGACCUUGUAUGCAGCGGGCUCGAGGUCAUGUUUAGGCUCAUGGUCGAUGUAGUUGGGGACGAACCAGUUAUUGAGAUCUGGCAUGGGCCACGACAAGACCGGCGAGUACUGAGAAGGAGCAAGUCUUGA